UGAUGAAUAAUUGUUGUGAGUGCUUUUUUCGUUUUAAUUAGGGUAGAAAAUUUAAAAACCAACCAUUUUUUCAAAAAUAUAUAACACAAUCAUGGGUGUUAAAAGUGAAAUACCAUCCAUACCUGAAUUUUAUCGGAAUCAAUCAAUUUUUAUUACGGGUGCCAAUGGAUUUAUGGGUAAAGUGCUGGUGGAAAAAUUACUACGAUCAUGUCCUGAUUUAGAUAAAAUUUAUAUUUUAUUAAGAGAGAAAAAGGGAAAAGAUAUACAAACACGUUUUAAUGCUAUGGUUAAUAUUCCUCUUUUUGAACGUAUUAAAAAGGAACGACCAGGAAUAUGUGAAGAAAAAUUAGUAAUUAUAAAUGGAAAUGUAAAAGAAUUAAAUUUGGGAUUGUCGGCCGAAGACAAACAAUUACUUGAAGAAAAAGUUUCAAUCAUUUUCCAUGUGGCUGCUUCCGUUCGAUUUGAUGACCCUUUAAAAGAUGCAGUUUUACUGAAUACCAGAGGAACACGUGAAUUAAUGAAAAUGGCUUUAAAUAUGAAAAAACUAAAAGUUUUAUUGCACGUAUCAACAACAUAUUGCAAUACAGAUAAGAAAGACAUUCAAGAAAUUGUAUAUCCACCACAUGCUGACUGGAAGAAAACUAUUGAAAUAGCGGAAAAUUAUAACGAUGAAGUAUUACAAAUACUUACACUUCCAUACAUAAACCCAUUACCUAACACGUAUACAUUUGCUAAAUCGUUGGCUGAGCACGUAGUCACUGAUAUGAGUAAAGGAGUAAUACCAGCAGUUAUUUUUAGACCCUCCAUUGUUAUAUCCACUGUUCAUGAACCAAUUCAAGGUUGGAUUGACAAUUUUAAUGGACCUGUGGGAUUACUAGCUGCUUGUGGAAUAGGUAUUUUGAGAACUAUGUGUUCAGAUCCCGACAUCAUUUCUGAUUUUAUCCCCGUAGACAUUGCUAUUAAAGCUUUGGUUGUAGCUGCAUGGAAGAAGGGGACCGAACCAGAAGAAAAACAAAAGGAAAUCACUGUUAUUAACAGCAGCAGUAGUAAUAUUAAAUCAAUGACUAUUAAUGAUAUUAUAGAAACAGGAAAAGGUUACGCACAUGAAACACCACUGAACAAUAUGCUAUGGGUUCCAGGUGGAAGCAUAACAAAAUGUAAAGUUUGGAAUUUCAUGAGAGUGAUUGCAAUGCAUAUGUUCCCCGCUUUAUUAAUUGACGUUUUAUUGAGAUUAGCCGGUCACGACUUUAGUUUGCUAAGACUUCAUAGAAAAAUUUAUGUGGCAAAUAUGGCAUUGUAUUACUUUAUAUCAAAUCAAUGGCAAUUCCGUAAUGACAAUUUUAUGGAGUUACAAACUAAAAUAUUAGACUGCGAUCUAAAAGAUUGGGAUUAUGAUUUUUCAACUGAAGAUAUUAACAAAUACUUCUUUAACUGCUUAAUUGGUGCCAAACAAUACUUAUUGAAAGAAGAUUUAUCAACCUUACCAGCAGCCAGAAGACGCUUCAGAAGGAUGUUGUGGUUGGAUCGCAUUGUAAAAGUUCUAUUUGCAGGAUUCAUGAUUUACUUAUAUUUCUAUUUCGAUGUUAGUGAGAUUUUGAUGAAUGUACUUCGAGCAAUUGGAAACUAUUUUACAAACAUUGCAGAUAUUUAAUCAAAUGAACACAAUAAUUUAAUUUCAUUUUUAUAAUC
Molecule: messenger RNA, 1689 nt
Organism: Chrysoperla carnea
Lineage: Eukaryota; Metazoa; Arthropoda; Insecta; Neuroptera; Chrysopidae
Product: putative fatty acyl-CoA reductase CG5065
Exons: 9
Coding region: 92-1651 (519 amino acids)
Biological process (GO): long-chain fatty-acyl-CoA metabolic process
Cellular component (GO): peroxisome
Molecular function (GO): alcohol-forming very long-chain fatty acyl-CoA reductase (NADP+) activity
Source: RefSeq, a predicted model, not a curated record